AUGAGUGAGAACAUCAUGAACUCUGUUAUGAAAAUCAGAGUCCAUGUGUAGUAUAAACUGUUAAGUGUCAUAGAGAUAAAAUUCAGUGUACUAUGAGUGUAUAAUUUAGGAGGACAGAGAAGGUGUCCUUGAGAAAGUGAUUUAGAGCUGAGAUCUUGAGGAGGAGGAGGAGGGGUUACCUAGAAUAACUUAUAUGAACAUGUUCUGCAUGGUGGGGACUGGUGUCUGAGGUCUUUCUUUUUGACAGUGUGUUUUAUCAGGAUUACUCUUGCUGGUUCCCCGCCCCCCCAUGGCAAAAACCUCAAUUACUUUUGUACCAACCUAUAAUAUUAUAAGCAAAGAACUUUAGGCCUAAAUAAUUCUCCUCACGUUAAGAAUUCAUCUUUGGCAAGGGUGGAGUUAAAAUUAACAAUGGCAGGCCGGGCGCCGUGGCUCCUGCUUGUAAUCCCAGCACUUUGGGAGGCUGAGGCGGGAGGAUCACCUGAGGUCAGGAGUUCUAGAUCAGCCUGGCCAACAUGCACCUAGCUGGGCACGGUAGUGCCCAGCUCUCAACUACUUGGGAGACUGAGGCAGGAGAAUUGCUUGAACCAGGGAGAUGGAGGUUGCUGUGAGCCGAGAUCGCAUCACUGCAUUCCAGCCUGGGUGACAGAAUAGGACUCUGUCCCCUCUGCCCUCUCCCCAAAAAAUUUUACAAUGGCAAUUGCUCUGGCUCAAACGUAUUUUUUCCCCUUGUAAAAUGGAGAGGACAUUACUUGUUUGCCUACCUCACAGGGCUGCUGUGAGGACCAAAUAAGAUCGGGAAUGUGCAAGUAUCUUGUGCAUUGUAAUUCCUGGUGUAGUGUGAGAUGGUAUUAUUUUCCAACUAUUUGUGCCUACAGUAAUGUGGCUGUUUCACUUCUGGGCCAAUGAUAGAUGCUUAUCUAUCAUUCUAGAGGCAUCCUAGGUGCCAGUUUCCAAGAUGGACAUUUUUCCAAGCAGAAAGGGUUUUGUUUUGUUUUCUUUUCUCUUAAAAAUUCAUGGCCGGACGUGGUGGCUCACGCCUGUGAUCCCAGCACUUUGGGAGGCCAAGGUGGGUGGAUCGCCUGAGGUCAGGAGUUUGAGACCAGCCUGGCCAACAUAGUGAAACCCUGUCUCUACUAAAAAAAAUAGAAAAAUAGCUGGGCGUGGUGGCAGGCACCUGUAAUCCCAGCUACUCGGGAAGCUGAGGCAGGAGAAUCGCUUGAACCUGGGAGGCGGAGGUUGCAGUGAGCCAAGAUUGUGCCAUUGGACUCCAGCCUGGGCAACAAGAGCGAAACUCCGUCUCAAAAAAAAUAAAAAAUAAAAAAUUCAUGCUAAGGGAAGGAAAUAGAGUUAAAAGCAAAACAUUCAAGAUUCUUAGGGUGAUUGGUAGGCCAGAUCGUUUAGUGCCUUGCCUUGUGCUCCCUAAAAAUACAGUCACAAAGUGUUCUUUCUUCCUUGACAAGAUAGAGCCCAAAUGCUCAGAGCAGCUGGGACCGGGGAUGCCCAGGUUUUCAUAUCAACGUAAGGCACAGAGUGAUGUUGCAUGAUCCAGACGGCUGUGUGUCGGUGCAGUCGGGGGCCUUGACUUUUGUUUCUAGUCCAUGUUUUUAUGCAUGUAAAUUCUCCCCUAGAUAGUAAUCUCCUUGGAGACUGGACCAUAUCUUCAGUUCACUUUGCAUCUCUCCUAGCCGCAGGGCACAGCAUCUGUGGGACUAAACAUUUCAUAGACAUGUCUGGAAACAGCCAGUUGGGCAGCUUUGAGACGGGAAGGUAGCCCUCUACAGAGAGACCUGGAGCUGCAGCUUCCUGCCGCUCCUCAUCAGCCAGUGUUCACCUUUGGCUGAACUCUUAAACAGGACCUUCGUUGGCAUUACAGGAAGGAGAGGGGCCAGGAUGGUUGCAGGCCAGAGUGUUGUUAUCCCCUGCUGUGCAGAGGACCAGACGUGGCAUCAUGGGCUUCACCCUCUGUGGGAGCGUUGAUGGGCAUUGAGCUUUAGGCUGAAGCCUGCCCUGAUAGAUGACAAAACACUCAAGAACUGAAGAUGAUCCUUCGAGAGCUAAAGUACAGAAUUGGCAUCCAGUCGGCCAAGUUACUUCGGCAUCUGAAGCAGAAAGAUAGGCUUCUGCAUAAAGUGCAGAGGAACUGUGAUAUUGUGACUGCCUGCUUGCAGGCUGUGUCACAGAAGAGAAGAGUUGAUACCAAGUUGAAAUUCACUCUUGAGCCAUCUUUAGGUCAAAAUGGUUUUCAGCAGUGGUACGAUGCUCUCAAGGCAGUUGCCAGGCUAUCCACAGGAAUACCAAAGGAAUGGAGGAAAAAGGUUUGGUUGACCUUGGCAGAUCAUUAUUUGCACAGUAUAGCCAUUGACUGGGACAAAACCAUGCGCUUCACUUUCAAUGAAAGGAGUAAUCCUGAUGAUGACUCCAUGGGAAUUCAGAUAGUCAAGGACCUUCACCGCACAGGCUGUAGUUCUUACUGUGGCCAGGAGGCUGAGCAGGACAGGGUUGUGUUGAAGCGGGUGCUACUGGCCUAUGCCCGAUGGAACAAAACUGUUGGGUACUGCCAAGGCUUUAACAUCCUGGCUGCACUAAUUCUGGAAGUGAUGGAAGGCAAUGAAGGGGAUGCCCUGAAAAUUAUGAUUUACCUUAUUGAUAAGGUACUUCCCGAAAGCUAUUUUGUCAAUAAUCUCCGGGCAUUGUCUGUGGAUAUGGCUGUCUUCAGAGACCUUUUAAGAAUGAAGCUGCCGGAAUUAUCUCAGCACCUGGAUACUCUUCAGAGAACUGCAAACAAAGAAAGUGGAGGUGGAUACGAGCCCCCACUUACAAAUGUCUUCACGAUGCAGUGGUUUCUGACUCUCUUUGCCACAUGCCUCCCUAAUCAGACCGUUUUAAAGAUCUGGGAUUCAGUCUUCUUUGAAGGUUCAGAAAUCAUCCUAAGGGUGUCUCUGGCUAUCUGGGCAAAAUUAGGAGAGCAAAUAGAAUGUUGUGAAACAGCAGAUGAAUUCUACAGCACCAUGGGGCGCCUUACCCAGGAGAUGCUAGAGAAUGAUCUUCUGCAAAGCCAUGAACUCAUGCAGACUGUUUAUUCCAUGGCUCCGUUCCCUUUCCCACAAUUGGCAGAGUUGAGGGAAAAAUAUACCUACAACAUUACGCCGUUCCCAGCCACAGUUAAACCCACCUCAGGUUCUGGACGACAUAGUAAGGCCAGAGACAGUGAUGAAGAGAAUGACCCAGAUGAUGAGGAUGCUGUCGUUAAUGCAGUGGGGUGUCUUGGACCUUUUAGUGGGUUCCUGGCUCCUGAACUGCAGAAGUACCAAAAACAAAUUAAAGAGCCAAAUGAGGAGCAGAGUCUGAGAUCUAAUAACAUUGCAGAGCUGAGUCCAGGAGCAAUCAAUUCCUGUCGAAGUGAAUACCAUGCAGCUUUUAACAGUAUGAUGAUGGAACGCAUGACCACAGACAUCAAUGCGCUGAAGCGGCAGUACUCUCGAAUUAAAAAGAAGCAACAGCAGCAGGUUCAUCAGGUGUACAUCAGGGCAGACAAAGGGCCAGUGACCAGCAUUCUCCCGUCUCAGGUAAACAGUUCUCCAGUUAUAAACCACCUCCUUUUAGGAAAGAAGAUGAAAAUGACUAACAGAGCUGCCAAGAAUGCUGUCAUCCACAUCCCUGGUCACACAGGAGGGAAAAUAUCUCCUGUCCCCUACGAAGACCUUAAGACGAAGCUCAACUCCCCCUGGCGAACUCACAUCCGAGUCCACAAAAAGAACAUGCCAAGGACCAAGAGUCAUCUGGGCUGUGGGGACACCAUAGGGCUGAUAGAUGAGCAGAAUGAGGCCAGCAAGACCAACGGGCUGGGGGCAGCAGAGGCGUUCCCCUCUGGUUGUACAGCGACAGCUGGGAGAGAAGGCAGCAGCCCCGAAGGCAGCACCGGGAGGACGAUCGAGGGGCAGUCUCCGGAGCCGGUGUUUGGAGAUGCUGAUGUGGCUGUGUCUGCAGUUCAGGUGAAGUUGGGAGCCCUGGAACUGAACCAGACGGAUGCUGCAGCUGAAACUGAGCCCAGGGUGCACCCACCCUGCCAGCGGCACUGCCCAGAGCCGCCGAGUGCACCUGAAGAAAACAAAGCCACCAGCAAACCUCCCCAAAGCAGCAACUCAAAAACCCCCAUCUUUAGCCCUUUUCCCAGCGUCAAGCCCCUGCGGAAAUCUGCUACUGCCAGGAACUUGGGAUUAUAUGGCCCUACAGAAAGAACCCCAACCGUGCACUUUCCUCAAAUGAGUAGGAGCUUCGGCAAACCCGGCGGUGGAAACAGUGGCACUAAAAAACGAUGAUGUCUCCCCGAAACUUUGUGUCUGGACUCACCUUUUCACAGUAGUAUAAGGGUUGCAGCGAAUGGCUCUAAAAGAGUUUUAUUUGUCCAGUGAAAAUGAAUAGGUUCAGGGAUGAGCAAUAGCCCAUAAAAAAUGGGAACUGGAAGUUUUAUAAUAGGAGUUAGAACAGGGCUGUUUUCCCAGCGACUUGCUAACUGACGAAGUGGAUUCUUUUGGCAAAAUAAAUAUUGUGGUUUUAUAGUGUGAAGUUUUCCCAAUUUUUCAUUGUGAGCUGUUUAAAAAAGACUGUAUAUCUAGAUUGUUAACUCUCUUCCAUCCUUCUGUUCUGGGGGCCUUCAGAGUCCCUGUGACAGCACCCCCAAACCUUCCAGUUCUCUGGGUGUUACUAAUACUCAAGCAUGCACAUACCAGCUUGCUAGGACAGAAACUGUAAAAAGAAAGUAAGUUUCUUCGUUACAAAAAACUUCCUGAUUUUCCUUUUCAUGCUUUAUGGAGGGGAUUGUGUCGUGUGAGAUUUCCCACAGUACCAGUCUCAAUUUUUUUUUUUAUUCUUAUGCUAAAUCAUAGGAGAAAAAUCUAGAUAGCCUUUCUUUAACUGUCUAUUUCUACCUGCAAAAUGAAGAAAACCUUUCAUCUGUUGAAAUUUCGGUCGAUAACCCAGCUGAAGAUCUUAUGCACAGGACAUACUUGGCAUAUGCUUUAAGCAGUUGCUCUGGACAGCUUGCUCGCGCCACUGAGCUUUUCCUGAGGUUUGUGUUCACCUCUCCAGGAGAGCUUUGAUCCUCAGUGGUACGGAUGACUUGAUGGGCUCCACGUGGAGCCUGGCCUGAAUCCCCCACCACACAGCUCACUCACCCACCAGCUCUCGACUGCAGACGCACAAGGCCUCUGCUCAGAAGCCAGAACACAGCACCUGUGACUCUGUUACUUGAAUUUUGUGCUUUUUGAUUGGAGCCCUUUGUUGAGUACUUUGUUAAUUGAACACUGCCUUUCUCUGGAGAAGGCCCCAGUGCUUUCUAGCUUCCUCUCACUCCUGCCCUUUCUAGCUCUCUCUCACCCAGCGGGUCAGGGAUAGCACCUCUUGUCUCCACUAUGCAGAUGGGAACUCUGAGCCACACAGAGGUGAAGUAGCACUUCAAUUACUCAAGGUCAGUACUCCCGGUAUUCCAAGUGACUUAGCCACAUUUCCUUCAGUGCAAUAGGCGGGUUUAAUGCUCUUUGUACACAGAUGUAUUGGCUACAUAGCUUGUAAAAACCAAGACUGGGAAGCCAUUCACUAAAAUCCCUCCUGACUCAAAGGACCUGUCUCCAGAUGGUACAGAGUCCCUUGAUGGCAUUUUACAAAACCAGCUCUGACUUCCUUAUCCUAAACAGGGAGUUUAUUUUAAAAAUGCUGCAUGCACCUGUUAUCUGGCUGAACAAAAGGCUCACUCCUCAAUCCCCCUUCUCCCCACCAUCAUUAGAGGAAUAGACUCAGCCUUCAUAUUUGUCUCUGGAAGACUAUUGGCGAUACUUGCGGGAAUAUUGUUGAUGCAGCCAAUAUUAAUUUGAGCUAAUGGAUUGUUAAUUCUGAAAUGAAAACUAUAAUUGUAGAGCAGGCUUUUACUAUGAGAGGUACUAAUUUUUAUAAUAGAGAAUGUGGUUGUGUGGGCUUUUUUUGAACGGAAAACACAACAAUGACCUAUACCGUGAGAAAAGCUAUUUUAUCCUCUUCGUGGUAUUUUUACCCCCAAAGGAACUGAAGAUGGAAAAUAUGACUAAUAAGUUAUUGCAGUUUUGAUCUUGAAUUCUGUGCCAUCUGAAGUUAGCAUCCAGCUUCUUAAAAAGCAGCCACGCCUACAGCCUGUUUUUUGGGAAGGGUGUAGGUGGAGAGAUGGGCUUAUUUUGCAUACCUCCCUCAGGGCCCAGAGACCCACUGCAUUUUCCACAGUUAAGCAAAUGACACCAUUUUCUUCCAUCAGCUAAACUUUACAGAUAAGAAUGAUUCCACCUCAUAUCCUUUCCUUUGCCCCUUCCCAAAUGAGUCAGAAUAGUCAUGUUCCCCUUGAGGGAUGUCUGACUUGAAUGGAGAAUUGUUCUUUCCUCUCUUGAAUCAGCUCACUAGCUCCCUGAUGGUCUGGGUUCAAGGAGAUGGUUAAUGAGGUAGAGGCCACUUAUACAAGUCCUUGGGAUUGUACCAUUGCUGUCCACAAACUUAGUAUCAACAACACAUGCUGUGCCCUGUGAACACUCUCCUCUCACCUAUUUCCAGGGUUGGUCUUCCUAAGAAGGGGAUGGAUGAGGUAACACACAGUUUGGGAUAUGUAUCUGUUGAAUGAAUGAAUAAGUGAAAGGAUAAUAGUCCUCUGAGGUAAAAAUGGCCUUGUCAGAAUUUUGAAAAUCCAACAGAUUCCUAUUAAAGCACUCUGUGUACCAAUAACAUGCAUGCAUUGUACCAAGUAAUCACAAUGUGAACUGGUCAAUUUAUGAGCCUUGCCUACUUUAGAAAAUAAAGAAACCUGCAGUAGCCUCUACCACACAGCAUGUACAAAGACAAGUAUGGACUUGCUAUCUUCCCUAUGUAUUGGACACUGUAUGCAAACACUAGAAUUACUUAACAAGUAGUGGUUUCUUGAUUUUUAGAUAUGUCUGUAGCCUCUUAGCACUUUUGCCGGGAAUCAACUCAUUCUGAUGCCUCUGCACCUCAGUUCCUCUUACAGAAGCCUCCAGAUGAUCUAAAUCUAGUUAGCAAUGUCAGCCGAUGGACUGCAGCUGUUUGGGACAUUGUAUUCCUUUGUCUCUUGUUCUGAAGGAUUUAUUGAUCACAAAGUUAUAUGCAUAAAGAUUCUCAUUGUUGUAACUGUUGUGCUAUUUUCUGAGUGCAUGCAUGGAACACUGUUGUGACAGUCCCUUCUCCCUUCUUCCUUCACCCCCAACCCCAGCCCCCACUUGGUCACAUGAACCAGGGAAACAGCCCAACAAGCUCCAUCUCCCCCAGUCUAAUUGCUGGGUUGCAGGGUGGCCUGUGACCUGCCCAGCAUUUGCAGAAUUGCUGGUUCCUGAAUAUGAGUAAGCACAGAGUUUACCUAAGAGAGUUUAUCUAAAAUUAACCGUUAGAUCUACUAUUUUUGUCUUAAUAAAAUGAACAAUAAAUAUAGUUUAGCUGCAUGGCAUUAAGGAUUCUGUAUGAAUAGAUGUAUAGUUGCUGCCGUCUCCCCAUAUAAAAUCUCUCUUUACAUCUUUUCUGAGCCACUUUCUUUGCUGCCUACAGCAUUUAAAAUAUAUUAUUUCUCCUAAUUAGAAAAGUCACAGGUUUUAGAAAAUUGGGAAAACAAAAAGAGCAUAAGGAAUCAUCAAUACUCUGAUAUAGAUAUAGAUCUUUCCAGUAUGUUUGUGUAUGUGUGUACAUGCCUUAUCUACAAAAAAGUUAUGUUGAACAUGGUAGUUUAAGCUGUCUUUCUGGUAAAUGCUCUUAUACAGUAUGAUUUUUAGUGACUAAUAUUCCAUAAUGUGUUCAUGCCAGAAUUCACAUAACCAGUACCUUGUCAAAUAGGAGGUUUCUGACUAGAUAGUAGUAGAGACAGUAUCUUGUUACAUGUAUGUACAUAGCCCGAAUUAUUUUCUUAGGAUAUGCGUAUAGAAGUGGAGUUGAAGGGUCAGGACAUAUGUCCAUUUUUAAGAUACGUAUAUCUCCAAAUUGCCAUUCUUAAAGGUUGAAGUUAUACAAGCAGUGAAUGAGAAUGCCUGCUUCUCUACAUCCUGGAAGAGGCAGCAGUCUCUUUCCUUUUUUUUCCUUUCUGUGACUUCCAGUGUUGAUGUGCCAACAGAAGUGUUUUAGAAGCAGUGAUAAUGAACACUCAUAACACCCAUACCUCAUUCUUGACUUUUAAAAGAAGCAUUAAGUAAGAUGUUGAGGUUUCUGGUAGGUGCCUAUUAUUAGAUUAAGAAAAUUCCCUUUUAUUCUUUGCUUGCUGAGAGUUUUUUUCAUCAACAGGUAUUGAAUUUCAUAAAAAGAACUUUAAUUGUAUCUUUUGAGAAGAGAAUAGUGCUUGAGAUGUGGUAUCCUGAACUCAAAGAAAUAGCCAUUACUAGGUUUUGUCAAAGAAUACCAGAUAUUUUAGAGUUGGAAGUUAUGCAGUAAAAGCUUUAUGUGCAAAAUGUUCAUUGAAGUAUUAAAUGUACUAAUGGAAACCUGAAAACAAUGUAAACAUCUGGGAAUGGGGGAGAUGUUUGGGUGAAUUAUGAUUCAUCCCCAGGAUGGAAAUGUGAAGGCCGGUGAGUAUUUGGGCCAUUGAAGUGGGAGUUAUCUGUUAUCCACAUCAGGCAGCUCAGAGUAAAGUCAGCAAGUCUACAGUCAUAGAGCCACCAGGAUACAGCGAUGGAUGGGAGGCCUUUGCUGGACGGUGGCUGAAGGCAGAACUGUCGGAGUGGUUCUUCCACAAAGGCAGCCAGUGCUCACCUGAAUGGGGACUGGUACUGUAGGUGUUGGGUCAGCUUUCAUUCAGUUCCCUGCUGGCCACCUCCCGAUGCUGAAUGUCUGACUCAAUUCAGGCUGCUGUAACAAAGUACCAUAGACUGAGGUGGCUUAAACAACAGACAUUUCUUUCUCACAGUUCUGGAGGCUGAGAAGUCAAAGAUCAAGGUGUCUGCAAAUUUGGUAUCUGGUGAGGAAGGGCCCUCUUCCUGGUUUGCAGAUGGCUACCUUCUUGCUGUGUCCUCACACGAUGGAGAAAGGGAGUAUGUUCUGGUCUCUUCUUCUUCUGAUAAGGGCACUAACCUCAUCAUGAGGGUCCCAUCCUCAUGAUGUCAUCUAAACCUAAUUACCUCCCAAUGGCCCCGCCUUCAAAUACCAUCACGUCGAAGGUUGCUUCCUUCCUGGUGGUUUGCUCUGGUCAGACCAAAUGACCUCCUGCAAAGUGUCACUUGAUCCCAUUCUCUCCAUGCCUUCCAUCCCAGGCAAUCUUUAUCUGGCUACACCAACCUAUGCCCCAGGGGCUUCAAGAGUUGUUGUUGUUGUUUUAACAUUAAAAAACCAGAAAGUUGA
Messenger RNA from Symphalangus syndactylus (siamang), 9345 nucleotides. RefSeq names its product TBC1 domain family member 30 (gene TBC1D30). Gene Ontology annotation, cellular component: endoplasmic reticulum. The record is from RefSeq and is a predicted model, not a curated record. Lineage: Eukaryota; Metazoa; Chordata; Mammalia; Primates; Hylobatidae.